Alosa alosa (allis shad) is the source of this 1568-nucleotide messenger RNA. It is a transcript of the gene taf7, whose product is annotated as TAF7 RNA polymerase II, TATA box binding protein (TBP)-associated factor. Gene Ontology annotation, biological process: RNA polymerase II preinitiation complex assembly; transcription initiation at RNA polymerase II promoter. NCBI's taxonomy places the organism in Eukaryota, Metazoa, Chordata, Actinopteri, Clupeiformes, Clupeidae. The transcript has 13 exons. The record is from RefSeq and is a predicted model, not a curated record. Gene Ontology annotation, cellular component: transcription factor TFIID complex. Bases 319 to 1425 code for a protein of 368 amino acids. Gene Ontology annotation, molecular function: RNA polymerase II general transcription initiation factor activity.
GGCGGCAGUCGGUGAACUGAUUGGAGAGGAAGAUCAAAACAAGCACAUCGGUUUUCCUGUCUGGAAGACUGCUUGUUGGUUAUAACUCUAUUACAUAAAGAAUUAACAUAUAAACAUACAUAUUGUAAUACAUAGUGUACUUCUUCGUGGUUUGUGAAACGAUUGUUUUGCUCAUAGCAUGUCAGUAGUGUAGGUGUAGACGUUAUUGUCUGCUAGCUAGGUAGCUAGAUGCUAGAAAGGUUAGCUUAGCCUAAACAAAGUGAAUAUCCUAUUAUUACAACAAGAAAGGUACAUUGGUGAUAGGAACCGUCUGCCUUCAUGCAGAACAAGAAGACCAAGAUGACUUCGAAAGUUAAAGUGGGCAAGGUGGGCUCCAAGAACAAGGAAGACGCCCCCCACGAACUGGAGAGUCAGUUCAUUCUUCGUUUACCUGCGGAGUAUGCCUCAACGGUCAGAAGAAUUGCCCAGUCCAGUAGUAUGAACACAAAAGACAGACUCACCAUUGAGCUUCAUGCUGAUGGUCGCCAUGGCAUCGUGAGAGUGGACAGAGUGCCUCUAGCCUGCAAACUGGUGGACUUGCCCUGCAUUAUAGAGUCACUGAAGACCGUCGACAAAAAGACCUUCUACAAAACAGCUGAUGUGUGCCAGAUGUUGGUGUGCUCUCUGGAUGGGGACCUGUACCCCCCUCUAGAGGAGCCCACUGGUACAGCAGACAAGAGCAAGAAAAAGGACAAGGACAAAGACAAGAAGUUUGUCUGGAACCAUGGCAUCACAUUCCCCUUGAAGAACACGCGCAAGAGGAGGUUCAGGAAGACUGCCAAAAAGAAGUACAUCGAGUCCCCUGACGUUGAAAAGGAGGUGAAGCGACUUCUCAGCACUGACGCAGAAGCAGUCAGCGUCCGGUGGGAGAUAAUCGCUGAGGACGAAUCCAAAGAGGCUGAGAACAACGCGCUGGCCAACCUGGAUUCCUCGCCUGGCACCUCGGGGAACAAGAUGGGCCACGGGUCCGCAGCCCAGCACGACGAGCUGAGAGAGAUCUUCAACGACAUCAGCAGCAGCAGCGAGGAUGAGGAGGACGAAGGGGACCGGCACGAGGAUGAAGAUCUGAACAUCAUGGACACGGAGGACGACCUGGAGCGCCAGCUGCACGAGAAACUCAACGAGUCCGACUCGGCCCGGGACCAGAGCGACAGCAACAGCCAGAUAGUGAUGGAGUACCAGGUGCAGAUCAACAACCUGAAGGCUAAGCUACAGGACACACGAGCCCGCAAGAAGCAGCAAGAGGAGCUCAUCAUGAAAGUGGAGAACCAGGCGCUCAAGAAUCGCUUCCAGGCCCUGCUGAAUGAGAUUGUUCAUCAGGAGGACCGCGAGAUGGAGCAGCUGGCGUCCCUUCAGGAUCAGCUGGACUCCCUGAUGGAGAAGUGAACAGCAGGUGGCAGCACUAAGUCAGGGAAGGAAGCUGGGUGACUGCCACUGUCACUGCUGUGAAAUUAAAUGACUGCUUUUCUUUGUUGAGAUUGAAAGUUGGCUGUACGUUAAUACACAAGAAAUGUGUUCGUUUUGUUUUC